This is a messenger RNA of Salvia miltiorrhiza (redroot sage), 1282 nucleotides long. Its product is annotated as pentatricopeptide repeat-containing protein At4g18975, chloroplastic-like. Gene Ontology annotation, molecular function: protein binding. The transcript is spliced from 7 exons. The coding region runs from base 344 to 1183 and encodes 279 amino acids. NCBI's taxonomy places the organism in Eukaryota, Viridiplantae, Streptophyta, Magnoliopsida, Lamiales, Lamiaceae. The record is from RefSeq and is a predicted model, not a curated record.
GCUGCAAUUAAUUCAAUUCUUUGAGGAGAAUGAAUAAUCAGUUGAUAAUUCUUGCUGCAUUUCUACUUCUUCUCAAUAUCGUAGCUUCAUCGGGUCAACGGCAGGUUAUAGGUUUAAUCUUGAUUAUCAUCAAUUAAUUUGGCCCAAGUAAAGCUCUAUCGAUUACCGAAGGCCCAGAUCAUCGGCCCAUGGGUUUUUUGUUGUUUACUCUGCUUUCCAAAAUUACCAUAGCCCAUUAAUACUAUGUUUUCUCACUGAACUGAACACACUCUCUCUCUCUCUCUCUCUCUCUCUCACUGUGGGACAUACACACACUGAUACCUCCACAAGCAAGCAUGAGGCCAUGAAUUAUUUGCAAUUAUCAAGUCGACAGGUUUUAUUUGUUAAAGUAGAUUUUCCUGUAUUCAAUUUGUUCCAGAGAUACAAUGUUUCCUCUCUCCUAAUCAAGGCAUCUGAUUCCAGCGUUCCGACGUAUAAGGCGAUAGCUUCUCCGCAAGACUUCCGUGGAGGCCAAAAUGAUAAAUCUUUGGUUACAUCAAAUGCUGUUGAGAAAAAACUUGUUCGGAAGUCGGGAAAGAAGGAGCACCACUUAUGGAAAAGGAGAGACCAAAUUGGUUCAGGACAUAAAGCACUGAAUCUUGUUCGAACUAUUUGUGGACUUGCAAAUGAGAAAGAAGCUGUUUAUAGCGCCCUUGACGAGUGGAUAGCCUGGGAGACUGAAUUUCCAUUAAUUGCUGCGGCAAAGGCUCUGGUGAUCUUAAGGCAGAGGAGUCAGUGGAAAAGAAUUAUUCAGGUGGCCAAGUGGAUGUUGAGCAAAGGUCAAGGAGCAACAAUGGCGACCUAUGACCACCUCCUACUGGCAUUUGACAUGGAUAGAAGGCCAGAUGAAGCAGAAAUGCUAUGGAACAUGAUUUUACAUGCACACGAUCGAUCUAUUUCCAAGAGGCUGUUUUCCAGGAUGAUAUCCUUGUACGACCAUCAUAAUAUGGCAAAUAAUGUUAUAGAGGUAUUUGCUGACAUGGAGGAGUUGGGAGUGAAACCAGAUGAAGAUACUGUUAGAAGAAUAGCAAGGGCCUUUGAGGUGUUAGGUCAAGAGGAUAAACAGAAACAAUUCUUGACGAAAUACCAAAGAAAAUGGAAAUACAUUCACUUCAAGGGGGAAAGAGCUCGGGUAAGAACUUGAUUCCUAGGAUAAUCCAACUUGACAAAGGAUGGAGAGGAAAAUGCAUUGUACAAACAUAUUUAGAUUCUUCAUAUGCUAUAUAUAUUUUGGUUAGUGUUC